CACAGGGGAGGGCACGCCCUGAUGUGGCCCUCAUCCUAAUCUCUCUCUUCUCUUACAGGUUUGACAAGCUGGUGUAUGUAGGGUUAAAUGACGACCGUGACUCUCAGCUGAGGGUCCUGGAAGCCAUAACACGUAGGUUCUCUCUGGACCCCGCUGUGGAUCUCUCUCAUGUCUUACAAUACUGUCCUGCUGCUUUAACUGGGGCCGAUCUUUACGCCUUGUGCGCCGACGCCAUGAUGAGCGCCAUCAAAGAGAAGGUCGAAAUCCUUCAGGAAGGUGCGGAUGAAGCGGUGGCGGGGCUCGUCCUUCGUGCAGAGCAUUUGGUACAGGCAGCGGAGCGUCUCCUGCCGUCAGUGUCACAGCCAGAGCUGCAGCGAUACCAGCGGAUCCACUUCCAGUUCUCUGCGUCCACCGCCGAUGUGUAAUGUAAGGCAGAGAUGAUGCCAAAUAAAGAUGGUGGCGCCCUGCGCAAAUCACGUCUCUGUCAGCUGUAACGGCG
This is a messenger RNA of Hyla sarda, 499 nucleotides long. Its product is annotated as peroxisomal ATPase PEX6-like. Gene Ontology annotation, cellular component: cytosol; peroxisomal membrane. Gene Ontology annotation, biological process: protein import into peroxisome matrix. The annotation marks the transcript as partial. The record is from RefSeq and is a predicted model, not a curated record. The transcript has 3 exons. Gene Ontology annotation, molecular function: ATP hydrolysis activity. NCBI's taxonomy places the organism in Eukaryota, Metazoa, Chordata, Amphibia, Anura, Hylidae.